Tinamus guttatus (white-throated tinamou) is the source of this 5763-nucleotide messenger RNA. The record is from RefSeq and is a predicted model, not a curated record. NCBI's taxonomy places the organism in Eukaryota, Metazoa, Chordata, Aves, Tinamiformes, Tinamidae.
AUGCGGCGGGGGACGCGCUUCGAGCGCGGGGCCCGGAGGGAAGGGCAGAGCGCUCCGCACGGCGCGGAGGAGGAAGGCGUCUUGCAGAGGGAGCCGUGCGGGGCCGAGAGCCCUCCUGCCGCGCCGGGGUCCCCGGGGCGCCCGUCCCCGCAGCCGGCGGGUAGAAACGCGGCCGUCACGAAGCCCCCGCGGAGCGGCCGAGCUGAGGAGCAAGAUGGAGAAGAUAUGGAGAGGAGGAAGAGGAAGAGGAAGGCAACCAAGCGGAAGAGAGAAGGAAAAAGCCAAGAAGAGGAAGGGUCUUUGUCCUGUGACAUCAAGCUGGAUGACACCCUGGAUCGCACCUUGGAAGACGGCGCCAAGCAGCACAACUUGACCGUCGUCAACGUGCGGAACAUCCUGCACGAGGUGAUCACAAACGAGCAUGUGGUUGCCAUGAUGAAAGCAGCCAUCAGCGAGACAGAGGAUAUACCUUUGUUCGAACCCAAGAUGACUCGUUCCAAGCUGAAGGAGGUUGUGGAGAAGGGAGUGGUGAUUCCAACGUGGAAUAUUUCUCCAAUCAAGAAGGCGAAUGAGGUAAAGCCCCCUCAGUUUGUGGACAUUCCUCUCGAGGAAGAUGAUUCAUCCGAUGAAGAAUACCAGCCCGAAGACGAGGAUGAGGACGAGACUGCGGAGGAGAGCCUCUUGGAGAGCGACGUGGAGAGCACGGCCUCUUCUCCCCGCGGAGCGAAGCGGUCCAGGACGCGGCGAUCCUCUGAUGAGGAGGGAGGGACCCACUGCGAGACAGAGAAGGCCCCUACACCCGUGGUUAGACAUAUUAGUGCUGAAGUGGUUCCCAUGGGACCCCCGCCGCCUCCUAAACCCAAGCAGAGCAAGGACAGCACGUUCAUGGAGAAGCUGCACGCCGUGGAUGAGGAGCUGGCUUCAAGCCCAGUGUGCAUGGAUUCCUACCAGCCCCUGGAAGACAGCCUCAUCGCCUUCCGGACGCGCUCCAAGAGGCCGCUCAAGGACGUUCCGCUCGGGCAGCUGGAGGCCGAGCUCCGGGCCCCGGAUAUCACCCCGGACAUGUACGACCCCAACACGGCGGACGACGAGGAGUGGAAACGGUGGCUGGGAGGGCUCAUGAACGACGACGUGGAGAACGAGGAUGAAGCAGAUGAUGAUGAUGACCCUGAGUACAACUUCCUGGAAGAUCUGGAUGAACCAGACACAGAAGACUUCAGAAAUGACCGUGCUGUGAGAAUUACCAAAAAGGAAGUGAAUGAGCUGAUGGAGGAGCUGUUUGAGACGUUCCAGGAUGAGAUGGGUUUCUCUAACAUGGAGGAUGAGGGUCCGGAAGAUGAAGAUAACGUCACCGAGACACGGCCAAACUUCAACACGCCGCAGGCGCUUCGAUUUGAAGAGCCUCUGGCCAAUUUACUGAAUGAACAGCACCGGACAGUGAAGGAGCAACUCGAGCAGUUGAGAAUGAAGAAGUCUUCAACCAAGCCUGCACAAGAGAUGGAGAAAUCAAAACCUCAAAAUGAGAAGCCGCUCCAAAGCCUUGUGCUGGACAGCGUGCAAAGAAAGAGGCUCCAGCAGCAAAUGCAGCAGCAUGUUCAACUUCUGACUCAAAUCCAUCUUCUUGCGAGUUCCAACCCUGCUUUAAAUUCUGAGGCCAGUACCACCAGGAUGUUUUUGAGUGAGCUGGGUAACUUUGCUCGCAGUUCUACGCUCCUUCGCCAGUCCUUCAGCCCCAAGUUUCAGACCAUGUUCCAGCCCUGUAACUUGAAGGGAGCCCUGCAGCUCGUUGAAGACUUCCAUGCCCAGGUCCAGGUUGACUGGAGCCCUCGCAAAUCCGUGAAAAAGAGUGCCAAUGAAUUCCCAUGUUUACCAAAGCAAGUGGCAUGGAUUUUGGCAACAAGGAGAAUCUUCAUGUAUCCUGAGUUACUGCCAAUAUGUUCCUUGAAAGCAAACCCUCCUCGGGACAAGAUUAUCUUCACCAAGGCAGAGGACAAUUUAUUAGCUCUAGGUUUGAAACAUUUUGAAGGGACAGAUUUUCCAAAGCCUUUGAUCAGCAAGUAUCUUUUGCCAACAAAAACUGCCCACCAGUUGACAGUGCGGAUCAAGAACCUCAAUAUGAAUCGAGCCCCUGAUAACAUCAUCAGGUACUAUAAAAAGACAAAGCAGUUGCCCAUCCUGUUCAAGUGCUGCGAGGAGAUCCAGCCUAACGAGUGGAAACCACCCAUGGAGAGAGAAGAACAUCGCCUGCCCUUUUGGCUGAAGGCAAGCUUGCCCUCCAUUCAGGGGGAAUUGAAGCAAUUAGCCCAAGAUGCCCGGGAGAUGCCGGCUUCGCCUGGCGCAGAAUCUGUCUUUUUGGGGGCAGAGAAGGAAACUUCAGACACGGAAUGCGAUGAAAAAUACCCUCUGCUCAUGCCCAAGGGACUAGUACUGACCUUGAAGCCGCUUGCCAAUCGGUUUUCCAGGAGAGCCUGGAGGAGGCAAAGGUCUUCAGCUCUGAAACCUGUCCUCAUUCGGCCAAAUCCUUGUCUGCAGCCCAGUUCCAACACUUUGAACAUGCCGAAAACUGUGAAGUUGUCCCAGUCGGAAGCUCCUCCCAGCAAAGUCAUGGUUCAGAUUCCUCGGCUGAUCCAGCCGGCUGCGGUGGUGCAGGCUGUCCCGGGAAUGCAGCCCUUGAACGUGCCGGCAGUGGUGGGAAGCGGGGAGGCCCUGGAGUUCCCGAACGUGCUCUCUGCUUCCCAGCCUGACUCCAGAGCGUCUCUUCCAGCCGCUGUCCCUCAAGCCCUGGUGUCCUCGAGCCCUGUGACUCUUCAGCCCAAACUGAUACUGCCGACCUUGGCCGGACCGAAAACCCGCAGGCCUGGCGUGCGCAAGGUCUACCAGAAGAAAAAGGGAGCCAAAGCUGCGCCCGUGAUCAAGACGUCGCCCUUGAUCCAGCCAUCUCCCGUCAUUCUCACGGUACCUGCCACCACCGUGAAAGUGCUCAAUAUUGGCAAUGGCUGCAAUAUGAUUCAGCCCAUAAAUACGACAGUCGGUAGAGGCACUCAGGCUAUUCCAGUUACAACCUUAUUGGUAAAUCCAUCCACUUUCCCCUGUCCAUUAAACCAGCCUCUAGUGACUUCUUCAAUCCCUUCGUUAAUAGUCUCUCCUAACCCUGUUGGUCUUUCUGCAUCAUCUGUUGUGGAAAGUGAAGAACAGCUGAAUCUGGCUCCUUCCUGCCCUGCCAUAACUAACAAAAACAUCUAUCCCAUGGUAGAGCCCAAGGUGGAACCCCAAGAGCUGCACGUUUCCUGCUCGGUCGUCUCCCCCAAGAAGGACCGUGGCACCAAUCCUGUGGCUGCAAAUAGUGGCAGCCAGGAAAAGGGGAAUAAGAGCGACUGCUGUGGCUGGGCAGGCGAGCUGAAAGAAGUAAAGAAAGAGGGAACCUCGGGUGAAGAGAAAGGAGAGGAGGAAAGACGGGAUCUGCAGUCCCCCCGCCACGACGAACCGCACGUGGAUGCGGGAGCUGUCGCUGGAGCCCAGGGGAGCAGCGAGUCUCCCAGGAACCCUUCGUACGCGACGGAUGUCGAGGCAGAAUUCAGCAGCCCGCUGGGAAAACCGGAGGAUUCCUCCAGCAUGGACGGGCAGUCCGUCGGAACGCCAGCGGGCCCGGAGGCUGCGGGGGAUAAGGAAGGACCGGAGGAGGAGGAGGAGGAGGACUUCGACGAUUUUACACAAGAUGAGGAUGAGGAGAUGUCAUCAGCCUCGGAAGAGUCUAUUCUGUCGGUGCCAGAACUUCAGGAGACAAUGGAAAAACUCACUUGGCUGGCAACAGAGAGACGUUUAAGCCAGGAAGGAGAUUCCGAAGAGGAGAAUUCUCAGGAGGAGAACUCUGAGCCAGAGGAGGAAGAGGAGGAGGAAGGGGAAGGAAUGGAGAAUUCACAGAAAGAUGAUGAAACCUCUGGAGACCCCUCAGAGGAACCCAAAUCUGCCUUCCUGUUGGCCAAGGCAGCCCCGCAGGUCGAGGCCAGCAGAACGCCCCCAGGAGAGAACCUGAAAGCCCCUGGGAAGAGCAGGAACUCCCACAGGACCAGGAAUAAGAGGGGGAGGACCCGUGCUAGCAAAGACACCUCCAAGCUGCUGCUCCUGUACGACGAGGACAUCCUGGAGCGGGAUCCGCUGCGGGAGCAGAAGGACCUGGCGUUUGCACAGGCCUAUCUGAGCAGGGUGCGGGAAGCCUUGCAGAACGUUCCUGGGAAGUACGAGGACUUCCUUCGCGUUAUCUAUGAGUUUGAGAUCAGCACUGACAAGCGAACAGCCGUGGACCUCUAUUCCACUUUGCAGAAACUGUUGCACGAGUGGCCACAGUUGCUCACAGAUUUUGCUGCCUUUCUUUUGCCAGAACAAGCGCUGGAAUGUGGCCUGUUCGAGGAGCAGCAAGCCUUUGAGAAAAGCCGCAAGUUCCUCAGGCAGCUGGAGAUCUGCUUCGCGGAGAACCCUGCCCACCACCAGAAGAUCAUCAAGGUGCUGCAGAGCUGCGCGGACUGCGUCCCCCAGGAGAUCGCAGAGCUGAAGACCCAGAUGUGGCAGCUGCUGAAAGGACACGACCACUUGCAGGACGAGUUCUCCGUUUUCUUCGAUCACUUGCGCCCCUCAGCCAGCCGCAUGGGAGACUUUGAGGAGAUCAACUGGACAGAAGAGAAGGAGUAUGAGUUUGAUGGGUUUGAAGAAGUGUCUCUGCCAGAUGUGGAAGAGGAGGAGGAGCCACCCAAGAUGCAUGCGGCCCCAAAAAAUAAGAAGAGGAAAGAGAUUGGAGGCCAGAACACUGACAAGGAGGUCGAGUGGGUAGAUGGGAUGAAGGACUGUUCGUGUUCCUGCCACGAAGGGAGCAGCGAGCUCAAGCUCAAGAAGAGCAAGAGGAGGAGCUGCGGCCACUGCAGCAGUAAGGUCUGCGAUGGCAAAUUUUACAAAAACAAAGAUUCUCAAGAGCUGCCUGUUAGCCUCGCCCAGCAAGAGUCAAGUCUGCAGCCCGAAGGGAAGAGUUCCGGAAUGUCCAAGGAAGUUGUAGAAGAGAGUCCGGAGAACAGAGAGGAGGGAGAGGAUGUGCAGAGCCGGGCAAAAACUGUGUCGCGGAGAGCGGAGCCUCCGGCCUCAGAGGAGCCUCCUGUCUUCGGCCACGCUCCUGGGUCAGGCGGGAGAGCGGCCGAGCAAGGAAAACGCUCCGCGCAGCAGAGCUGGGGCCCCCCGGGUGGAAAAGCAGCCGCGGGCGAGAGCUGCUGCUCCCAGCGCCCUGCUGCUCCCAACGCGCUGUCGGGAGCGGGUCCCGGAGCCUCUCCCGGGAGCAGAGCCGCGCCGGACACGAGGGACGAGCGGCAGGUCCGCGGGCGCUCCGAGGAGCCGGAGCACGGAGCACCGGCUGCCUCCUCGGGGCACAGGGAGGAGGAGCAGCAGCAGCAGCGCGUCACCGAGGCCACCGUGUGUGCCAAGAACAGCAAAGUCAGCUCCACGGGGGAGAAGGUUGUGCUCUGGACCAGGGAGGCUGACAGGGUCAUCCUCACGAGCUGCCAGGAGAAGGGCGCCCACGGGGACACCUUCCACGCCAUCUCGCAGAAACUGGGCAACAAGACGGCCAGCGAGGUCUCCCACAGGUUCCGAGAGCUCAUGAAGCUGUUCCACACGUCCUGCGAUGGCAGCUCUGAGGAUGAGGAAGAUGCCACGAGCACCAGUAACACGGACCAGCUCUCAGAUAAAGACCUCCUGCUCUCCGAGGAAGAGCCAGAUGACUAA